CUGUCUCUAAUCUAUGUGGGACCGUUACGUUUAAUUAUAAUCUGGCUUUCCGGGGAAGUUAAGGAAGGGAAGGGAGAAGAGUUCGUUAUGACAUCUGUCGCCAGAAAGGGCAACUCUCUGCCACGUUAAGAAACAUUUGCCAUAAUGAGAUACGUCACGACGGAUCAAACAGCUACCGUUUGAUGCAGCUUGGCUGUCUGGAGUCCGUAGCCAAUUCCACUGUCGCCUAUUCCUCCUCCUCUCCUUUAACUUACUCCACCACCGGCACCGAGUUUGCGUCCCCCUACUUCUCCACUAAUCACCAGUACACCCCGCUCCACCACCAGUCCUUCCAUUACGAGUUUCAGCAUAGCCACCCGGCAGUCACCCCCGACGCCUACUCUCUGAACUCUCUCCACCACUCGCAGCAGUACUACCAGCAGAUCCACCACGGGGAGCCCGCCGACUUUAUUAACCUGCACAAUGCGCGGGCACUCAAGUCCUCCUGCCUGGACGAGCAGAGGCGGGAGCUGGGCUGCCUCGAUGCCUACCGUCGCCACGACCUGUCCCUCAUGAGCCACGGCUCUCAGUAUGGAAUGCACCCAGAUCAAAGACUCCUGCCAGGGCCCAGCCUGGGGCUGGCCACCGCCGGAGCGGAGGACUUGCAGGGCUCUGUGGAAGCCCAGUGUGGGCUGGUUCUCAAUGGCCAAGGUGGAGUGAUAAGAAGAGGUGGCACUUGUGUGGUCAACCCCACCGACUUGUUUUGCUCUGUUCCUGGUCGUUUGUCUCUCCUCAGUUCUACUUCCAAAUACAAGGUGACCAUUGCUGAGGUAAAGAGGCGCCUGUCACCCCCUGAGUGCCUCAAUGCUUCACUCCUGGGGGGCAUCUUGAGAAGAGCAAAAUCAAAGAAUGGGGGCCGCUGCCUCAGAGAGAAACUGGACAGGCUUGGCUUAAACUUGCCAGCCGGAAGACGGAAAGCAGCCAAUGUCACCCUCCUCACUUCCUUGGUCGAAGGGGAGGCUUUGCAUUUGGCUCGGGACUUUGGCUACACGUGUGAAACGGAGUUUCCAGCCAAAGCAGUAGGAGAACACCUCGCCAGACAGCACAUGGAACAGAAGGAACAGACAGCAAGGAAAAAGAUGAUCCUAGCAACCAAACAAAUUUGUAAAGAGUUCCAAGACCUCCUGAGCCAAGAUAGAUCACCACUGGGAUCCUCCAGACCCACUCCAAUUCUAGACCUUGACAUCCAGAGACACUUGACGCAUUUCAGUUUGAUCACUCAUGGCUUUGGGACUCCAGCAAUAUGUGCAGCUCUAAGCACUUUCCAGACAGUCCUCAGUGAGAUGCUGAACUACUUGGAAAAACACACUUCGCACAAAAACGGUGGAGCGGCAGAUUCUGGACAAGGACAUGCCAACUCGGAGAAAGCCCCCCUGCGGAAAACUUCAGAGGCUGCCGUGAAAGAGGGAAAAACAGAAAAGACGGACUAGCUGCAUCAAACAGAAUCUAUUUCCAGAGAGUGUUGCUGCUGAUAUUUUUUCUAAUAUAUAUAUCAUUGAGGGUGACUAAUCUUCAGUGGACCAAAUCACUACCUUCCCCAACCCUACAUUAGAAAAAAAAAAGUGGAAAUGAAACAUAAAACAAAAAAAGGACAAAUUUUUAAAAAAAUGAAAAAGGGAAAUAGCAGUGUAAUUGUGUGAUGAAAUUGUCACUUUUUAAUUUUAUGUUAUAAUUAAUUCCUUUUGUGCACGUAGUUUAUUGUUCCAAAUUAUAUACACCACUGUUUUUAAGCACUUCUGGACUUUGGAGAGGCAGCAAAUGCUUUUUCACAUUUGACUGAUGCACUUUCUUAUCCUGCUCUGUAGUUAGGGAUUAGAAAGCAUGACCAAACUAUAAUCUACCACCAUUGCUUAUAGUGCCAGUCUUUCUUGACUUAGCUCCCUGUAACUCAAGAGUGCCUCUUUCCAUUAUAUUGACCAAUCUGAAAAUUAAUUCAUUAAUAAAUAUUAAAAGGACAGUCAUGAAUUUCUGUCCUAUGAACUGACAGUAGUUCUAAAACUUUUGGUUACUUCUCGCCCACUUAAGUAUCAGUGCCUUGGCGGUAUUUUAAAAUUUCAGAAAACUCUCCUUCGACUAUAAUGUUCUUACCCCCUCGUGGAUUUAUUCAGCCACCUAAUGGUUAAGUAGAUAUUCAGAAAGCAGACGCUGUAGGAAUGAGAUAAACUCAUCUAUCCAUUCUUCUGAUAUCACCAAUGUAACAGUUUAAGAAAACAGACUGCAUUGAGUGGGUUGGGGUAGUUUUGCUACUGUUGGACUUGAUGGGAAACAAUGGCAUUGUUUUCCCUGAAUUGCAUGGGAAUAGGAACAAUGAUCUUUCUGGGAAGUCCCACCUCUCAGAGACAGGAGAUGAGACCAGGUAACCAGUGGAGGCCCCUUUGAAGCACUGUGGCUGAUGGUUGUGAGGUUAAAACGAGAGUCCUUCUUUUCCUACCUUUGCGCUUCUUCUACUUUCCCCAAUAGAUGUGCUCUAAACCUUUAGAGGCACAAAAGCAUUCAGGUCUGUGUUCAAUAAAAAAGCAAAACAGACUGAUCAGAGAAGACCUUUGCUUUUAAGAUGCUUUCUUUUUUCAUAGCUUGUUCUUAUAGCUUCACUUUAGUUAAGGCACUGAAAUCACAAGACUCCUGGUUGCAAAGGUCAGGAGAUAAUUGAAUGAAAGUUUGGUCCAUAGAAAUCUGCCUGUGACAAGAAACCUGACUGGUAUGACAUUGUACUAACUUUUCUACUGUUAACAAUUUUCAAACUUCUAUGUAGGCAAAUAAAAAUAUAGGUCAAAGUAUGCUGAAAAUCAUUUAAUAAUGUGUGGACUCCCAACGCUUGGUUUAGCAUGAAAAUAUUAUCCUCUCAUUAACAUAUUUUAAUUACUUUUUAAAAAUCUCUGCCAUAUUAUAACCCCAUGGGGAAUAUUAGAUAUUUAUUUGAGAAGACAUAGAGCAAACAUUUUCAUGUGAACAUCACAAAAAACUAUUUUU
Heterocephalus glaber (naked mole-rat) is the source of this 3009-nucleotide messenger RNA. It is a transcript of the gene Tfap2d, whose product is annotated as transcription factor AP-2 delta. Gene Ontology annotation, biological process: regulation of cell population proliferation; anatomical structure development; regulation of transcription by RNA polymerase II. The record is from RefSeq and is a predicted model, not a curated record. Gene Ontology annotation, cellular component: nucleus. Lineage: Eukaryota; Metazoa; Chordata; Mammalia; Rodentia; Bathyergidae. Gene Ontology annotation, molecular function: DNA-binding transcription factor activity, RNA polymerase II-specific; RNA polymerase II transcription regulatory region sequence-specific DNA binding.